GUUACUAUGAAGUAAUAGCUCCCUAGACAACCCAAUUCGGUACUUCAUGUUGUUGUUUUUAAGUCUGGUGAUGCCCAUAUUUUCUAGCUGAUCUAGAUUCUCACGAGGUUGACGGGGUGGUAUAUCAUAAGACUGAAGCUCACGUCGGGACGAUAGCAUUUUCCAGCUGUUUUGGUUUUUGUUGUUUACUUUACAAAAUGCAUUUCCUCGGCGCGGCUGUGAGCGCGGUUCUUGCCGUUCGUGGAGUCGUUGCUCUGGCAGUGGCCAAUACUACUGCAACCAACAGUGCCAUCGCAGACGACACGACUGCUAAUACCAGUUCUGAUGGCUUGGUGGCUUCCUCAACAGCUUCGUAUGGUAUCAAACCAAAGGUCGUGAUAAUCAGCCAUUUUGGGCUGGAGGCAUCCGUUUGGUAUGGCAUCAAAGACUUCGAUGUCCUUGCGCGCAACAUAACAGUGCCUGGAUUUUCACCGAGAUACCCUCAGGCGCAUUGCACUCUGAAUGGCGAAAUUUGCCAAGUUACAACGGGUGAAGCGGAGAUCAACGCUGCUUCAACGAUAUCGGCUCUUGCCCUCAGUCCCUUGUUCGACCUGACCACCUCAUACUUCCUCGUCGCUGGUAUUGCCGGUAUAAACCCCCAACGAGGCUCCACCGGCUCCGUAGGAUUUGCGCGCUUUGCCGUCCAAGUUGCCCAACAAUACGAAUUCGACAUCCGCGAUCUAGGAGAUAACUUCACCACCGGCUACAUUCCGUACGGAACGCAAGUCCCAGCUCCCGCACAAUACCCCACCAAUGUAUACGGCACCGAAGUCUUCGAAGUCAAUGCUUCCCUUCAAAAACUAGCCAUUGCAUUGGCAUCCAAAGCUAAACUCUCUGACGACCCAGCCGCUGCAGCGUAUCGUCAGAAAUAUCAAUUCGCCGCUGCCAAGAAGGCUCCUUCAGUUCUCGCAUGCGAUGUCAGCACAUCUGACAACUACUUCCAUGGCAAGAUCCUCGGAGAUGCGGCGGCGAACUUCACUACCUUGAUGACUGAUGGCAAAGGCGUAUACUGCACCACAGCUCAAGAAGACAACGCCACCCUCGGUGCUCUCCUCCGCGCCGCCAAGGCAAAGAAAGUCGAUUUCAAGCGCGCGAUCGUUAUGCGGACAGGUGCUGCGUUCGACCGGCCGCCACCAGGAGAAAGUGCAUUCCAGCAUCUAUUCUACACGGACGUAGACGGGUUCGGACCCAGCGUGGACAACAUCUACCUCGCUGGGAUCCAGGUCGUCAAGGGAAUCUUGCGCGACUGGGCACCGACGUACAAGGCUGGAGUCCAGCCGACGAACUAUGUCGGAGAUAUCUUUGGAAGUCUAGGCGGCGUGCCAGAUUUUGGACCCUAUCCUAACUUUGGAGAGGCAUGAGGAGCUGCAUAGAGGGCAUGAAGAACUUGAUGCAUGAACCGCAUAUACUAGAUAUACACAGUAUACAUUAAUAGUAAUACAUAGUAGCUACAUUUGGCAGCAGCU
This is a messenger RNA of Pseudogymnoascus verrucosus, 1505 nucleotides long. RefSeq lists its product as uncharacterized. Gene Ontology annotation, biological process: transmembrane transport. Gene Ontology annotation, cellular component: endoplasmic reticulum. NCBI's taxonomy places the organism in Eukaryota, Fungi, Ascomycota, Leotiomycetes, Thelebolales, Thelebolaceae. The transcript has 3 exons. The coding region runs from base 198 to 1400 and encodes 400 amino acids. The record is from RefSeq and is a predicted model, not a curated record.